AUGGAUUGCGAAAGCCGGCUGAAGAGGUUUAAUGAAAAGGUCGAAGAGUCGUAUGACUUUCGUCCCAGCCCCAGCGAGCUCCAAACCGUUUGCACAGAUCUUUUAGAAUGUUCCAAUAGCCUGACAGCCGCAGAUCGUGUAAGAAGUCUAAAGAGCAUGGGUUACUUUUGUUUAGGUCCACAAAUAUCUUUCCCAAUGAGAAUCGAAUGCGAAAACUGUUUCAAGGCAGUUUCUGAUUCGAAAUCACUAGCCCUAAUUAUCCAGGAUCUACGCCCAAUGCUUCUACAAGUGAAAAAUAGCCGAUUAUCAGAGCAGGGAAGAUUCAAACAGCAAGAAUUAUCGGGUUUGAAUCCUAAAAAAGGUCUGGCUUUCAAAGAGGACGAAAUCCGCUCAAAUUGGGCUCAACAGGGGGGCACAAGGACUGUAUCGCUAUUUUACGUGGUUCUCGGUCAAUUGAAAAUAAAAGAUGUCUCGUCGAAUCUGGGCUGGAUAGUGCCCGGUAUUCUCAAUCUAAUGGACGACACGUCAGACCUCGAAGGUAUCAAGUUGCAAGGUGCAGUACUACUGGAACGCUUCUUGACCGAAACUGUAGGCUUUUCAUCUCAGCCGCAAUUCGACUUCUCAGGUACCGGUCUUUUCAAGGUUUUUGAGCCUAUACUUACGUCGAUGUGGUAUCAUUUCCCACAGUCUACUGAUCCUAACCUGACCAAGAAAAUCUGGGGGACAGUUUUUCCGACCCUAAUUGCCUUGUACCGCGUGGAGUUCAUCACCAGACCCGAGCUGCUCUACGAAAAUGUGAGCAAGUUUCUAUCUGAAGUGUUACUUCAAGUCACUCUUCCCAGAAUUGCCAUAAGCUAUCCUGACUUGACGAUCGAUACCGUGGAUAGAGUCGGUGCAUGUGUGCAGAUCUUGGGGGAGAGGUCUGUGAUCCACUUACAGCGAGCCAUACAUGUGUUUGGAGACUACCUGAUACGUAGCGUCCAAAUCCAAGACCUAAAGAACAUUCUACACAGCGUCUUCACCGUGCUCAAAGCGUUUAUCGACAACUGCCCUAAAGAUAGAGUCAUCGCCCACAGAUACAAUCUGUUGGCCUGCGCUUUGGUAGCGUGCGAAAGAACCCUUACAGAACAAAAACUGCAAGAAGACGAAAAUGUACAAAGAGAAUGUCGUUCCUUGAUCAAAGCUCUAGAGGUCAAAGGUGUUGUCUGGACUGAAGAGGAACGUCAACUGAUGAAAAGCAGAGUAUCAUCAUUGGAUUUAGAGAUCUGA
Molecule: messenger RNA, 1269 nt
Organism: Lachancea sp. 'fantastica'
Lineage: Eukaryota; Fungi; Ascomycota; Saccharomycetes; Saccharomycetales; Saccharomycetaceae
Source: the annotation of a GenBank genome assembly